Molecule: messenger RNA, 1484 nt
Organism: Suricata suricatta (meerkat)
Lineage: Eukaryota; Metazoa; Chordata; Mammalia; Carnivora; Herpestidae
Gene: RSRP1
Product: arginine and serine rich protein 1
Exons: 5
Coding region: 267-1151 (294 amino acids)
Source: RefSeq, a predicted model, not a curated record
UGGUACUUUCGACGCGUCUGCGAGCACUUACCUCAGUUCGCGUGUGGAGGUCGUAGGUGGCGGUUGAGUGUCUCCUGUUGGAGAGUAAUUUGGGAAAACGCUCUCUCCGUCCUCAGCCUCGAAAGGAAGGCAUCUGCUGGCCCUUCCUUUUCGUCUUCGGUGAGGCGUCGACGGCCUGUGGUGGAAGUUUCCUGGUGACGGGGUCGGUUCCAGUUGUUUUCAGGCGCCGAGUUUCCGGGCGGGGAGACUUGCAGCCUCGGGCCGACAUGUCCCAGUACGUGAACGACCUGUGGCCCGGCUCGCCGCAGGACAAGGAGUCCCCGUCGACGUCCCGGUCGGGCCGGUCCAGCCGCCUGUCCUCGGCGUCCAGGAGCCGAUCGUCUUCCCGAAGCUCUCGGUCCCGCUCCAGCGCCCCGAGCCGGGCGUCGUCGCGGAGUCGGAGCCCGCCCCGGGGGAGGAGCAGGUCCCGGUCCCGCAGGCGCCACCAGCGGAAGUACCGGCGCUACUCGCGCUCGUACUCGCGCAGCCGGUCGCGCUCUCGCGGCCGCCGCUACCGGGAACGGCGCUACGGGGCGCCCGGGAGGUGCCGCCGCUCGCCGUCGCGGCCCCGCUCCCGCAGCCGGUCCCGCUCGCGGGGACGCUCGUGCUACCGACGGGCCUACGCGCUGGCGCGGGGGCGGCGCUCCUACGGCUUCGGCCGCACCCUGUACCCGGAGGAGCGGCGCGCUUGGAGGGGCCGGUCCAGGAGCCGGAGCCGGUCGCGGAGCCCCAGCCCUUUCCGCCUGAGCGACAAGGAUCGAAUGGAGCUGUUGGAAAUAGCGAAAGCCAAUGCAGCAAAAGCUUUAGGAACCACCAACUUUGACCUACCGGCCAGUCUCCGAACUGUCCUUGCCUCUAAAGAAACAAACCGAGGAACAGCUGUAGCAAACAGUGGUGCAAAGUCUGAGCUGUCGGAAAAGCAAACAGAAGAUGGAACUAAAAAUCUCAAUGAAAAGUCUGGCCAGCAAAAGAGCAUAGCUUUUAGCUCUAAUAAUUCUGUAGCAAAGCCAAUGCUUCAGAAAUCAGCUAAAGCCACUGCUGAAGAGACCUCUACAGGAUCUCCCAAAAUAAAUAAGAAAAAAAGUCCAUAUGGACUGUGGGUACCUGUCUAAGGAAAGAAAAGUAAUUUAUGAGGUUGGCUGAAAUGCACUUCAUUGCAAGUUGUGUUCCAAGCAUUAUUCCAUCCCUGAGAGUCAUUUAGGGGUCAUUGUUGCAAUUACAAUGAUACAGUAAUGUGUAAAUCCUUUUUAUUUAAAUAUUAACAUUUGAGAUUUCUCUUGUAGAUAAGAGAUAACACACAUGGACCAGAGGAUUCAUACAGGUGGGAGUUUUGUACAUACGCAUGUAAAUAUUUUGUAUAAUAGCAAUGUAAUGUAAAGUGGAAUUUAUAAGAAAAACAGUAAUUCAAUUGUUUAUAUUUGUUAAUAAAUUUGUUUUUUUAAUUA